Bombyx mandarina (wild silkworm) is the source of this 4766-nucleotide messenger RNA. RefSeq lists its product as uncharacterized. NCBI's taxonomy places the organism in Eukaryota, Metazoa, Arthropoda, Insecta, Lepidoptera, Bombycidae. Gene Ontology annotation, biological process: protein autoprocessing; positive regulation of DNA-templated transcription. Gene Ontology annotation, cellular component: nucleus; endoplasmic reticulum membrane. Gene Ontology annotation, molecular function: sequence-specific DNA binding; DNA-binding transcription factor activity. The record is from RefSeq and is a predicted model, not a curated record.
UUAUUUGAUUUAUCGUUUAGAUACGUUUUAUAUAUGUAUAUAAAUAGAAUCCCACCCCAAAAAUUCGAAUCGGUCAAAACAUCCCUAAACACAAAGACGGGUGGGCGAUUGGUCGGAAAUAAGGGUCCGUUUAAAAGUGGAAACCGCGAAACGUAUAUUGGUGUCCCGUUCUUGCACGCGAAUUUUUCGAUCCUACGUCUUCUUCGCACGCAAGGGUUGGAACGAAGGUGCGGUCUUCUAUGUCAGUACAAUCUUCGUUCAAAUCACACACGGACGCAUCUGAAAACAAUAUAGAAAGGAUAGUGAAAAAAUAAACGAGGAAACCAUUUGAAAAAAAAAAAAAGAAAAUAUCGCGUGCUAAAAAAAAUUAACAGUUUUUGUACAAGCUUUUAAAGACCUAUAAAUAAAUAGCAUAAUUAAUUUAUCAAUAACAAAAAAGAAAUUAAGCGUUGAUAUUAUAAUUUUCGAAAUGUGUGAUUCCGUUGUGGACAUAACGUAAAUUGAGGUGUUAUUCAACGGGAGAUGUAUUGAAUUAAAGAUGGAAUAUAGUUGGCAUAUCGGGGAAGGCGGUGAUCAAGAGUCCAGUAGAUCGGUCAGAGCACCGCGGAGUGAAGGUCCUGGAUUCAUUACGGAUUUGGACUUCGAUGCGUAUAUGGGCCCGGUCGGAGACAGCUGUUACACAGCUCAGAUCGACGCCAGGCGAAAUGGAGGACACCAACUACCGGAGAGCCCGCCAGAUUCUGGAUCGGAGAAUCCGUACAGUCCCUCUGAAACCCAGGUGCAUACCAUAGCCGUACCACAAACGGUUCUCAACGCCGAAUACAUGCUAGUCCACGAACAUUUACCAACCCACGAAAUACUCCAACAAAAUGGAGAUUACAUUUACGAGGAGUUGAAAUCGGACAACUUGGACCAGGAUGUGCUGAGGAGUAAUCUGAACGAUGUGGUCGUUCUGCCUCAAGAUCAGAACUUGGAGUUAGGGAUACGGCAGGUUCGCCACGAUCUUGGUCUGACCGACUCUGUAUACCCGAACAGAUUUGGACAGAUGAGGGUCGACAUGCAAGAGCUGGAGCAAGGCAUGAUAAGCUCGCAACUGGUAUCUCUAGGGCACGAGACUCUGACUCCUGUAUAUACGAGCCUGCAAGAGCCUAACGUGAAGAAGAGGAAAUUAUCCCAAGACACAAGUUCUCAAGUUAAAUGUGAGCCAGCGGCCUUAUCCCCGGAAACAGUGCACCCGGUCAGAGCGCCCGCUUCGCUUGACGGCUCCGAAGCCGGCGACGAUGCGCUCUUACAGUGCAUCCGCUUCGCAUCGUUUCAAGAGCGAAGCUGGCAUCUUUUGUAUGACUGCAAUCUGAAGCCACUGCAAACUCCGAGUUACGUGGUAGGAGCCGAUAAAGGCUUCAACUAUUCUCAAAUAGACGAUGCUUUCGUCUGCCAGAAGAAGAAUCAUUUCCAAGUCACCUGCCAGAUACAAAUGCAGGGAGAACCAAAUUACGUCAAAACCGCUGAUGGUUUCAAGAAGAUCAGUAGCUUCUGUCUACAUUUUUACGGAGUGAAGGCCGAAGACCCAAGUCAAAGAGUCAGAGUAGAGCAAAGCCAAUCAGAUAGAACAAAGAAGCCCUUUCAUCCAGUACCAGUGGAGAUACGUCGUGAGGGUGCCAAGGUGACAGUCGGGAGACUCCACUUCGCGGAGACCACGAACAACAAUAUGAGGAAGAAGGGACGUCCGAACCCUGACCAGAGACACUUCCAGCUGGUCGUCGCCUUGCAAGCCCACGUGGCCAAAGAAGAUUACAUGCUCAUAGCCCAUGCCAGUGACAAAAUUAUUGUCAGGGCGUCGAAUCCUGGCCAGUUCGAGUCCGACUGCACGGAGAGCUGGUGGCAACGAGGAGUUGCAGAAAACAGCGUACACUUCAGCGGGAAGGUCGGCAUCAACACGGACAGACCGGACGAGUCCUGCGUCGUCAAUGGAAACCUGAAAGUCAUGGGCCACAUACUCCAUCCUUCGGACGAGAGAGCCAAACAUAACAUAGAAGAGUUAGACACGGCCCAACAAUUGAAAAACGUGCAGAGCAUCCGGGUUGUCAAAUUCAACUACGACCCCUCAUUCGCGGAGCACUCUGGUCUACUGGGGUACGACCCCGGGCGGCAGGGCCCGCAGCUAGACACCGGAGUCAUCGCGCAGGAGGUCCGCCGCGUCAUACCGGAGGCGGUCAAGGAGGCCGGUGACGUCACAUUGCCCAACGGCGACACCAUACCCAAGUUCUUGGUCGUCAAUAAGGACCGGAUAUUCAUGGAGAACCUGGGCGCUGUCAAAGAACUGUGCAAGGUGACUGGAAAUUUGGAGUCCAGGAUAGACCAGCUCGAGAGGAUCAAUCAGAAGCUGUGCAGGAUCACCGUCCUGCAGCGGCGAGGCAGCUCCAGAUCAAGCAUCAGCAAUGACUCCCGAUACUCGGCAACAUCGAACUCGUCGAAAUCGCUCUACAACGACAACGUGUCGAUAGAUCAGAUACGCGACAUCGCCAGAAGCAUCCGCAGGCACGAAUGUUGCCACAAAAUGAACCACAACUCGCCUAGGUACACCAGGAAGCAGUGCAAGCAUUGCCACAGCAGCUCCUCAAAAUACGGGAAGUUUUACAACUCGAAUAAGACGUGCUAUCGAUACAACGAUAAAGAGAAGAUCGAUAUGGCCGGCCCUAAUUAUGUCGAUAAAAUGUUGCCAGACGACGACUUCGUUGAGUUGCCGAAGAAGAAAGAUCACUGUCUAUGGGUUAGGAGCGAAGACGAUUUCGCGUAUGGCAACACUAAAUUGGGUUUUUGCUGUCGGAAAGACUACGGGGAUGCCAGCAGCGAACUGAUCUCCAAUAAGUUUUUGCAGAUCAUUAUAACUAUAUUGGUGUUCGUUAUGGCCGUUUGCCUCGUCGUAAUAUCGGCGCUAUACUUCCGGGAGCACCAAGAGCUGCUGACGAUGAAGGAGACGCGGAUGCACGAGAAAUUCUCCAGCUACCCUCAUUACUCGAAACUGAACGCGGGUAGCGCGCACAAGGCGCCGCCCGACCAUAAUUUGAUACAGAAUUUAAAACCGUCCCAACACGUUUUGCCCAAGAAAGUCAAAGAGAAAAGCGGCCUCAAGACCACCGUGGACACGACCACGGCCCCCACGGACCCGCCACUCACCAGCACAACGCCGCCACCCACCAAGAACUACAUCAGCAGCCUCAUAAACACGAUCCAGGCGGCGGCGCGCGGCGAGGGCGUGGUCGCGGCCAGUCGCACGGCGGACGUGGUGGGGGGAGGGUGCGUCUUCUCGGCCAACAGCAACAACGAGCUGGAGCCCGACUGUCAGUCGUCGUGCGGAUUGGACCCGCCGCAAACGUACGACAGUAGUGAGCCGCUUGAGCGUUCCAAGCCGGACAAAGAUUCGAACGAGACCUUCAUAAGGCCCAUCGAACCCACUCAUAGGGACAAACUGCCGAACAUCCCCAUAAUAUUGGAGAAAAAUAACUCGGAGACCUUAAAAUACAAAAUGAACGAAGAGGUCAUCGUUUACGCCAACUAUUUGGACAGCAAAGCGAACGCCAGCGACGUCAGCUCGAAGAGAUACAAAAGGGACGCCGAAGAGAUGCGGAGUAGCUCCGAAGAGAUGAACUACGGCGAACCCGACAAAGAAAUCGGACCCGACUGCGACACGGUCCGCGUGGGCAUCCGGUCGGAACAGACGAGGAACAUGUCGCUGUUCACGGAGACGGUGUGCGCCGCCAGCACGCACAACUACACGUACGCGGUGCCGCUGUCGCACUGUCUGCACCACACGCACGUGGACCUCACGUUCCUGUCGUCGAAGCUGAAGGAGCACCGUCUGUGCGCCGUGCAGUGCAACUACGAGGACACGUCGAAGCACUGCGAGCACGGGCGCGAGCUGAGCGGGCUGGCGGCGGGCGCGGGCGCGUGGGGCGUCCGGGUGCCGCUCGAGUGCAACAUCGACAGGGUCAUGAGGAUCAGGUCCCGCUACGUGCACGGGAAGCCCGGCUUCACCAACUGGGAUCUGUGCGGGCCGCAUCAAGACCACAAGAUGCCCUUCGUCGAAUUCAACAUUCGCAUGUACAGCGACUGCGGUAGUUAAAUAAUUACCAUAGUCUAAUAGUGAAUCAACAGACAACGUUUGGAUGGAAUGUCGGAAUUCAAUCGGAAUAUAAGUAUAAGAAUACAAACAGUGCCGUAAACGAAUUGUAACGUACAAAAUUUACCCGCGCAAUGUAUCACAAAUAAAAUAAUCAACUCGUGCCCGGGGUCAAUGGCCUCGCGGGAGUCGGACCGUCGAUUACCGUCAAUGUACAUUGCGGGCUCACCAAACACUUUCAACUUAAAUGACGUUGAAAUACGCAUAAUGAUCAGAAGAGACACGAAACUAACAGAUAGAAGCUCGGUUUUUUUUUUAACCGACUUCUAAAAAAUGAGGAGGUUGUCAAUUCGACUGUAUUUUAUUUUAAAAUGUUUGUUAUCUGUAUUAGCUUUACCGAGUUAAUAUUUUAAGAAAAAAAAACGAAAUACGUACGUACACAUAAAAUUUGAAGCGGUCUGGAGUGAACACCGAAUAUUCGUAUGUUUUUUAAUUGCUAAAUUACUUGGACGCGCUUAUUAUUAUUUGGUCACUAAAGUCCAUGGACAUCAACAGCGUAAAUACCGGCACGCUGCUUGAGACACGAGUUCUAAGUCUCAGUUUUUCAGCACAGCUUUUGCUAAUCAUUGAUUUCAACUUAGAGCCU